Messenger RNA from Thalassophryne amazonica, 16817 nucleotides. Its product is annotated as neuroblast differentiation-associated protein AHNAK-like. The coding region runs from base 314 to 15799 and encodes 5161 amino acids. Lineage: Eukaryota; Metazoa; Chordata; Actinopteri; Batrachoidiformes; Batrachoididae. The record is from RefSeq and is a predicted model, not a curated record. The transcript is spliced from 15 exons. Gene Ontology annotation, biological process: regulation of RNA splicing. Gene Ontology annotation, molecular function: protein binding. Gene Ontology annotation, cellular component: cytoplasm; costamere; nucleus.
GGCGGGAGAAGGGGGCCGAGAGAAAACGCCCUGGAAACUUGGUUGAUCAAGAGUUUGGGAAACAGUGACAGAGUCCUCUUAGACUGCAAAGUCACAACUGGAAGGAAGCAGUUUUCUUGGGCUUGUAGAGGACAACUUUCCAAGGAUGCUCAAGCUGGUGUGAGGCUUCUUGGGCGCAAACACUGCGCACAGAAGUCAAGAACAGAAGAAAUAAAGCAUUGGAAUAGAAGCCCUUGGUGUUGCUUGAGCAGUCCAAGAGAAAGGCUAGUUCCUCCACACAAGUGUGACCACUACAAGAGGAAAACAAAACAAGAUGGCAGAGGAAGAGGAAACCAGGGAGGUGCUCUUUCCAGAUUGGGAGGGUCCUGAUAAAACAGGCUUGACCAUUGGACAGGUAGAUGGAAGUCUCUUUGUCAAGGAGGUGAAAGGGGAAUCACCUGCAGCGCGAUCUGGAAGAGUAUACAAAGGUGAUCAGAUAGUGGGUGCCACUAUCUACUUUGAGAACAUGAGCUCAGAAGAAACAGCUGAACUACUGAAGACACUGAACCAACACAAGGUUGGACUGAAACUACAAAACAAAGGAGACAAAUCGCCCCUAGGCACACCGUGUCGCUCACCUGUGAGCACUCUGACAUGGGAAGGCAAGAUGCGACAUGGGAGCACAAGUCCAGACAUCAUCUUGAGCGGUGAUGAUGAGGACUACAAGAGAAUAUACACAAAAAAGAUUAAGCCACGGCUGAAAUCUGAAGAACUUGGAGAUGGCGUCGAUAUACGGACUGAACGGCAUAGCAGCACAAGCAGUGAUGGCAGUACCAUUACGACCAUCACUCGUCGCAUUACGACCUACACCUUAGACAUGCCGAGUGGGGAUAUCCCCCCUCAUACCCUAACUGCACACGGCAGCCCUUCAGGUAAAACGGGAACAGAUGAUGGAGUUUUUCUUCAGAGCAGCUCCUCUCUCACGUCGCAACAUGUUAGCUCCACAGAGAAGCAAAGGGGCACAAGAGGGGCUUGGAUAGCAGACACCACAGAUGAAAAGAACGAUAGAGGUUCAGAGCUCAUUAUUAAAGGCCCAAAUCUUGGAAGAGAAAGCCAGGAAAGCUUUGGGAUCUCAAGUCAAAGUGGAGAGCAAGGAUAUGGAAGCACACAUAUAUCUGAAGCAAGAAUGACAAUAAGAGACAGCACAAACAGGACAGUAGUCAGGACAGAAGAUUCUGGUCCAGCUUCAGCCAGUGUUACUUCAGGCAUCAGUUUAAUCAAGGGUGGAAAUGUAAAUCUGACAGGUCCAGAGGUGAAAGGUAAUAUUAAUGUCAAUCUUUCAAGCAAAGGAGGUGCACAGACAGGUGGAAUAGACACAAAAGCUGCUUUUAGUGCAAAAGGGGGCACUAUAAGUGGCUUUGAAAAACCAGCCAUCAAGAUGCCAGGAUUAAGAAUGACAGGAGACAAUAAGGACGAAGCAAGUAUUGAGGUUAAACUUGCAAAAGCAGACGUUGACCAAAAUGUACCCCAAAUAAAUCUAGCAGGUCAAGAAAUUCAUAUCAAAGGUUCAGCUGCUGAAACUGAACACUACAAGGUACCCAAAGACAGUAUUACAAUUCACGAUGUCAGUACUGGAAGGCAGGAAAAGGAGUUAAAUACACUCCAGAUAAAUAUACCAGGACAAGGUGUUGAAAAUAUAGCAGCUGGAAUUAAAAUUCCAAAACAUAUUGGCAUCAAAAGAAUAAAUGUCGAUAUAAACACACCUGAAGCUGAUCUUAAAGGUUCUGUUGCUGGCACUGAAGAGAACAAGGGUGGAGUCAGUAUGCCUGAAAUCAAAGUGCCAUCACUUUCAAAAGCACAAUUUUCUGGUCAUGACAUAGAUUUGAAUGUGAAAAGUCACAAAGUGAAAGGUGAAGUUGAUAUCAAUGUUCCCCCAGCUGGUUUUCGUGCAGGAGUCCUUGACAUUGAAGUGCCAGAAGUUGAAACUGGGGGUCUGAGUAGCAAUAUCAAAGAACCAAAGUUCAAAAUGCCACCAGUUUCAACACAACCAAUUCAGAUGCAGGAGGUGAAUUUGAAUGUUAAAGGUCCCAAAGGAAAAGGAGACAUUGAUGUGUCUUCUCCAGACAUUGAAGGAGACAUAAAGUCUACAAAGGUUGAUGUUAAAGUUCCAGACAUUGAUAUUGCAGGGCCUGGUGGCAAAUUUAAAAUGCCUAGUGUCACAAUGACAUCAGUUGGAUCAAUUGGCUUGAAAGGUCCAAAAGCAGAUGAGCCUGAGACUGAAAUCAACAUUUCCAAAGCAGACAUUGGCAUGCAAACACCUAAAGGAGAUACUGAAGGACCAGAGGUUGGCAUGGAGGGCCCAAGUGUAAAGAUUAAAGGACCAAAAUUAAAAAUUGCAUCAAUUUCAGCACCAGAUAUGAAUAUGCCUGAAGUGAAUGUGAAUCUAAAAGGUCUGAAAGUAAAAGGAGAUGUUGAUGUGUCUGGGCCAAAGCUUGAAAGAGACAUAAAAUCAACAAAGGUUGAAAUUGAAGGUCCAGCCAUUGAUAUUGCAGGCCCGGAGGCUGUAUUGAAAAAGCCCCAGAUAAAAGGGAAAGGUCCUGAUGUUGUUAUCAAUCUUUCAAAAACAGAUAUUAAUAUCAAAGCACCUGAACAUGAUAUUAAAAGUCCAAAAGUUGACAUUAAAGGCCCUAAGGGUGGAUUUAGUCUGCCUACAACCAAAAUGCCAUCAAUUCCAGCACCAAACAUUACCAUGGCCAAAUUUGAUUUGAAUAUGAAAGGUCCCAAAGUGAAAGGAAAUGUUGAUGUGUCUGCUCCAAAGAUUGAAGGAGAUAUAAAACUACCUGAGGGUGAAAUUGAAGGGCCAGACAUUGACAUUUCAAGUGCCGGGGGUGGAUUUAAAAUGCCCAAAAUUAAAAUGCCAAAAAUGAAUAUUAAAGGUCCAAAAGUGGAGGGAGGUGACGUUGACUUCGAUCUUCCCAAAGCCGAUGUGCACAUGACAGCGCCUGAUGUUGAUAUUGAAGGGCCUGAGGGUGGAUUUAAAAUGCCCCACUUCAGUCUGCCAAAAUUUGGCUUGAAAGGUCCCAAAGUCGAAAUGCCUGAUGUUGAUAUUGAUCAGCCCAAAGCAGACAUCGAUAUCAAACUGCCUGAAGGUGAUAUCAAAGGACCAGAGGUUGAUAUCGAGGGUCCUAGUGGGAAGAUCAAAGGAUCAAAGUUCAAAAUCCCAUCUAUUUCAGGGCCAAAGAUUAAGAUGCCAGAUGUGGAUUUGAAUUUGAUUGGUGCCAAAGGAAAAGCAGGUGUUGAUGUGUCCGCUCCAAAGAUUGAAGGAGAUAUAAAACUACCUGAGGGUGAAAUUGCAGGGCCAGAAAUUGACAUUUCAAGCCCAGGGGGUGGAUUUAAAAUGCCCAAAAUUAAAAUGCCAACAAUGAACAUUAAAGGUCCAAAAGUGGAGGGAGCUGACGUUGACUUUGAUCUUCCCAAAGCCGAGGUGCACAUGAAAGCGCCUGAUGUUGAUAUUGAAGGGCCUGAGGGUGGAUUUAAAAUGCCCCACUUCAGUCUGCCAAAAUUUGGCUUGAAAGGUCCCAAAGUCGAAAUGCCUGAUGUUGAUAUUGAUCGGCCCAAAGCAGACAUCGAUAUCAAACUGCCUGAAGGUGAUAUCAAAGGACCAGAGGUUGAUAUUGAGGGUCCUAGUGGGAAGAUCAAAGGACCAAAGUUCAAAAUCCCAUCUUUUUCAGGGCCAAAGGUUAAGAUGCCAGAUGUGGAUUUGAAUUUGACUGGUGCCAAAGGAAAAGCAGGAGUUGAUGUGUCUGUUCCAAAGAUUGAAGGAGACAUACAACCACCUGGGGUUGACAUUGAAGGGCCAGACAUGAAUAUUUCAGGUCCUGCAGGUGGAUUUAAAAUGCCCAAAAUCCCAAUGCCAUCAAUUGGUUUUAAAGGCAUGAAAGGGGAAGGUCCUGAUGUUGGUAUCAAUCUUCCAAAAGCAGACAUUGAUUUCAAAGCACCUGAAAUUGACAUUAAGAGUCCAAAAUUUGAGAUUGAAGGGCCAGAUGGUGGUUUGAAAAUGCCAGACAUAAAACUGCCAACAGUUAGCAUUAAAGGUCCGAAAGUGGAGGGUCCUGAUGCUAACAUCAAAGUUCCCAAACCUGACAUUGAUAUCAAAGGACCAGAUGUUGACAUUGAAGGGCCCGAGGGUGGAAUUAGUCUGCCCACAAUCAAAAUGCCAUCAAUUCCAGCACCAAACAUUAACCUGCCCAAAUUUGAUUUGAAUAUGAAGGGUCCCAAAGUGAAAGGAAAUGUUGAUGUGUCCACUCCAAAGAUUGAAGGAGAUAUAAAACCACCUGAGGGUGAAAUUGAAGGGCCAGACAUUGACAUUUCAAGCCCUGGGGGUGGAUUUAAAAUGCCCAAAAUUAAAAUGCCUACAUUGAAUAUUAAAGGUUCAAAAGUGGAGGGAGGUGACGUUGACUUCGAUCUUCCCAAAGCCGAUGUGCACAUGAAAGCGCCUGAUGUUGAUAUUGAAGGGCCUGAGGGUGGAUUUAAAAUGCCCCACUUCAGUCUGCCAAAAUUUGGCUUGAAAGGUCCCAAAGUCGAAAUGCCUGAUGUUGAUAUUGAUCGGCCCAAAGCAGACAUCGAUAUCAAACUGCCUGAAGGUGAUAUCAAAGGACCAGAGGUUGAUAUUGAGGGUCCUAGUGGGAAGAUCAAAGGACCAAAGUUCAAAAUCCCAUCCUUUUCAGGGCCAAAGGUUAAGAUGCCAGAUGUGGAUUUGAAUUUGACUGGUGCCAAAGGAAAAGCAGGAGUUGAUGUGUCUGUUCCAAAGAUUGAAGGAGACAUACAACCACCUGGGGUUGACAUUGAAGGGCCAGAUAUGAAUAUUUCAGGUCCUGCAGGUGUAUUUAAAAUGCCCAAAAUCCCAAUGCCAUCAAUUGGUUUUAAAGGCAUGAAAGGGGAAGGUCCUGAUGUUGGUAUCAAUCUUCCAAAAGCAGACAUUGAUUUCAAAGCACCUGAAAUUGACAUGAAGAGUCCAAAAUUUGAGAUUGAAGGGCCAGAUGGUGGUUUGAAAAUGCCAGACAUAAAACUGCCAACAAUUAGCAUUAAAGGUCCGAAAGUGGAGCGUCCUGAUGCUAACAUCCAAGUUCCCAAACCUGACAUUGACAUCAAAGGACCAGAUGUUGACAUUGAAGGGCCCAAGGGUGGAAUUAGUCUGCCUACAAUCAAAAUGCCAUCAAUUCCAGCACCAAGCAUUACCAUGCCCAAAAUUGAUUUGAAUAUGAAAGGAAAUGUUGAUGUGUCCACUCCAAAGAUUGAAGGAGAUAUAAAACCACCUGAGGGUGAAAUUGAAGGGCCAGACGUUGACAUUUCAAGCUCCGGGGGUGGACUUAAAAUGCCCAAAAUUAAAAUGCCUACAUUGAAUAUUAAAAGUCCAAAAGUGGAGGGAGGUAACGUUGACUUCGAUCUUUCCAAAGCCGAUGUGCACAUGAAAGCGCCUGAUGUUGAUAUUGAAGGGCCUGAGGGUGGAUUUAAAAUGCCCCACUUCAGUCUGCCAAAAUUUGGCUUGAAAGGUCCCAAAGUCGAAAUGCCUGAUGUUGAUAUUGAUAAGCCCAAAGCAGACAUCGAUAUCAAACUGCCUCAAGGUGAUAUCAAAGGACCAGAGGUUGAUAUUGAGGGUCCUAGUGGGAAGAUCAAAGGACCAAAGUUCAAAAUCCCAUCUAUUUCAGGGCCAAAGAUUAAGAUGCCAGAUGUGGAUUUGAAUUUGACUGGGACCAAAGGAAAAGCAGGUGUUGAUGUGUCUGCUCCAAAGAUUGAAGGAGAUAUCAAACUACCUGAGGGUGAAAUUGAAGGGCCAGACGUUGACAUUUCAAGCCCCGGGGGUGGAUUUAAAAUGCCCAAAAUAAAAAUGCCAACACUGAACAUUAAAGGUCCAAAAGUUGAGGGAGGUGACGUUGACUUUGAUCUUCCCAAAGCCGAUGUACACAUGAAAGCACCUGAUGUUGCUAUUGAAGGGCCUGAGGGUGGAUUUAAAAUGCCCCACUUCAGUCUGCCAACAUUUGGUUUUAAAGGUCCCAAAGUCAAAAUACCUGAUGUUGAUAUUGAUCAGCCCAAAGCAGACAUCGAUAUCAAACUGCCUCAAGGUGAUAUCAAAGGACCAGAGGUUGAUAUUGAGGGUCCUAGUGGGAAGAUCAAAGGACCAAAGUUCAAAAUCCCAUCUUUUUCAGGGCCAAAGGUUAAGAUGCCAGAUGUGGAUAUGAAUUUGACUGGUGCAAAAGGAAAAGCAGGUGUUGAUGUGUCUGCUCCAAAGAUUGAAGGAGAUAUCAAACUACCUGAGGGUGAAAUUGAAGGGCCAGACGUUGACAUUUCAAGCCCCGGGGGUGGAUUUAAAAUGCCCAAAAUAAAAAUGCCAACACUGAACAUUAAAGGUCCAAAAGUUGAGGGAGGUGAGGUUGACUUUGAUCUUCCCAAAGCCGAUGUACACAUGAAAGCACCUGAUGUUGAUAUUGAAGGGCCUGAGGGUGGAUUUAAAAUGCCCCACUUCAGUCUGCCAACAUUUGGUUUUAAAGGUCCCAAAGUCAAAAUACCUGAUGUUGAUAUUGAUCAGCCCAAAGCAGACAUCGAUCUCAAACUGCCUCAAGGUGAUAUCAAAGGACCAGAGGUUGAUAUUGAGGGUCCUAGUGGGAAGAUCAAAGGACCAAAGUUCAAAAUCCCAUCUUUUUCAGGGCCAAAGGUUAAGAUGCCAGAUGUGGAUAUGAAUUUGACUGGUGCAAAAGGAAAAGCAGGAGUUGAUGUGUCUGUUCCAAAGAUUGAAGGAGACAUACAACCACCUGAGAUUGACAUUGAAGGGCCAGAUAUGAAUAUUUCAGGUCCUGCAGGUGGAUUUAAAAUGCCCAAAAUCCCAAUACCAUCAAUUGGUUUUAAAGGCAUGAAAGGGGAAGGUCCCGAUGUUGGUAUCAGUCUUCCAAAAGCAGACAUUGAUUUCAAAGCACCUGAACUUGACAUUAAGAGUCCAAAAUUUGAGAUUGAAGGGCCAGAUGGUGGUUUGAAAAUGCCAGACAUAAAACUGCCAACAGUUAGCAUUAAAGGUCCGAAAGUGGAGGGUCCUGAUGCUAACAUCAAAGUUCCCAAAACUGACAUUGACAUCAAAGGACCAGAUGUUGACAUUGUAGGGCCCGAGGGUGGAAUUAGUCUGCCCACAAUCAAAAUGCCAUCAAUUCCAGCGCCAAACAUUAACCUACCCAAAUUGGAUUUGAAUAUGAAAGGUCCCAAAGUGAAAGGAAAUGUUGAUGCGUCUGCUCCAAAGAUUGAAGGAGAUAUAAAACUACCUGAGGGUGAAAUUGCAGGGCCAGAAAUUGACAUUUCAAGCCCAGGGGGUGGAUUUAAAAUGCCCAAAAUUAAAAUGCCAACAAUGAACAUUAAAGGUCCAAAAGUGGAGGGAGCUGACGUUGACUUUGAUCUUCCCAAAGCCGAGGUGCACAUGAAAGCACCUGAUGUUGAUAUUGAAGGUCCUGAGGGUAGAUUUAAAAUGCCCCACUUCAGUCUGCCAUCAUUUGGCUUUAAAGGUCCCAAAGUCAAAAUGCCUGAUGUUGAUAUUGAUAAGCCCAAAGCAGACAUCAAUAUCAAAUUGCCUCAAGGUGAUAUCAAAGGACCAGAGGUUGAUAUUGAGGGUCCUAGUGGGAAGAUCAAAGGACCAAAGUUCAAAAUCCCAUCUUUUUCAGGGCCAAAGGUUAAGAUGCCAGAUGUGGAUUUGAAUUUGAUUGGUACCAAAGGAAAAGCAGGAGUUGAUGUGUCUCUUCCAAAGAUUGAAGGAGACAUACAACCACCUGAGGUUGACAUUGAAGGGCCAGAUAUGAAUAUUUCAGGCCCAGCGGGUGGAUUUAAAAUCCCCAAAAUCCCAAUGCCAUCAAUUGGUUUUAAAGGCAUGAAAGGGGAAGGUCCUGAUGUUGGUAUCAAUCUUCCAAAAGCAGACAUUGAUUUCAAAGCACCUGAACUUGACAUUAAGAGUCCAAAAUUUGAGGUUGAAGGGCCAGAUGGUGGUUUGAAAAUGCCAGACAUAAAACUACCAGCAGUUAGCAUUAAAGGUCCGAAAGUGGAGGGUCCUGAUGCUAACAUCAAAGUUCCCAAACCUGACAUUGAUAUCAAAGGGCCAGAUAUUGAUAUCAAAGGGCCAGAUGUUGACAUUGUAGGGCCUGAGGGUGGAAUUAGUCUGCCCACAAUCAAAAUGCCAUCAAUUCCAGCACCCAACAUUAACCUGCCCAAAUUUGAUUUGAAUAUGAAAGGUCCCAAAGUGAAAGGAAAUGUUGAUGUGUCUGCUCCAAAGAUUGAAGGAGAUAUAAAACUACCUGAGGGUGAAAUUGAAGGGCCAGACGUUGACAUUUCAAGCCCUGGGGGUGGAUUUAAAAUGCCCAAAAUUAAAAUGCCAACAAUGAAUAUUAAAGGUCCAAAAGUGGAGGGAGGUGACGUUGGCUUCGAUCUUCCUAAAGCUGAUGUGCACAUGAAAGCACCUGAUGUUGAUAUUGAAGGGCCUGAGGGUGGAUUUAAAAUGCCCCACUUCAGUCUGCCAUCAUUUGGCUUUAAAGGUCCCAAAGUCAAAAUGCCUGAUGUUGAUAUUGAUAAGCCCAAAGCAGACAUCAAUAUCAAAUUGCCUCAAGGUGAUAUCAAAGGACCAGAGGUUGAUAUUGAGGGUCCUAGUGGGAAGAUCAAAGGACCAAAGUUCAAAAUCCCAUCUUUUUCAGGGCCAAAGGUUAAGAUGCCAGAUGUGGAUUUGAAUUUGAUUGGUACCAAAGGAAAAGCAGGAGUUGAUGUGUCUCUUCCAAAGAUUGAAGGAGACAUACAACCACCUGAGGUUGACAUUGAAGGGCCAGAUAUGAAUAUUUCAGGCUCAGCGGGUGGAUUUAAAAUGCCCAAAAUCCCAAUGCCAUCAAUUGGUUUUAAAGGCAUGAAAGGGGAAGGUCCUGAUGUUGGUAUCAAUCUUCCAAAAGCAGACAUUGAUUUCAAAGCACCUGAACUUGACAUUAAGAGUCCAAAAUGUGAGGUUGAAGGGCCAGAUGGUGGUUUGAAAAUGCCAGACAUAAAACUGCCAACAGUUAGCAUUAAAGGUCCGAAAGUGGAGGGUCCUGAUGCUAACAUCAAAGUUCCCAAACCUGACAUUGAUAUCAAAGGGCCAGAUGUUGACAUUGUAGGGCCUGAGGGUGGAAUUAGUCUGCCCACAAUCAAAAUGCCAUCAAUUCCAGCACCCAACAUUAACCUGCCCAAAUUUGAUUUGAAUAUGAAAGGUCCCAAACUGAAAGGAAAUGUUGAUGUGUCUGCUCCAAAGGUUGAAGGAGAUAUAAAACUACCUGAGGGUGAAAUUGAAGGGCCAGACGUUGACAUUUCAAGCCCUGGGGGUGGAUUUAAAAUGCCCAAAAUUAAAAUGCCAACAAUGAAUAUUAAAGGUCCAAAAGUGGAGGGAGGUGACGUUGGCUUCGAUCUUCCUAAAGCUGAUGUGCACAUGAAAGCGCCUGAUGUUGAUAUUGAAGGGCCUGAGGGUGGAUUUAAAAUGCCCCACUUCAGUCUGCCAACAUUUGGGUUUAAAGGUCCCAAAGUCAAAAUGCCUGAUGUUGAUAUUGAUCAGCCCAAAGCAGACAUCGAUAUCAAACUGCCUCAAGGUGAUAUCAAAGGACCAGAGGUUGAUAUUGAGGGUCCUAGUGGGAAGAUCAAAGGACCAAAGUUCAAAAUCCCAUCUAUUUCAGGGCCAAAGGUUAAGAUGCCAGAUGUGGAUUUGAAUUUGAUUGGUACCAAAGGAAAAGCAGGAGUUGAUGUGUCUGUUCCAAAGAUUGAAGGAGACAUACAACCACCUGAGGUCGACAUUGAAGGGCCAGAUAUGAAUAUUUCAGGUCCUGCAGGUGGAUUUAAAAUGCCCAAAAUCCCAAUGCCAUCAAUUGGUUUUAAAGGCAUGAAAGGGGAAGGUCCUGAUGUUGGUAUCAAUCUUCCAAAAGCAGACAUUGAUUUCAAAGCACCUGAACUUGACAUUAAGAGGCCAGAUGUUGACAUUGAAGGGCCCGAGGGUGGAAUUAGUCUGCCCACAAUCAAAAUGCCAUCAAUUCCAGUACCCAACAUUAACUUGCCCAAAUUUGAUUUGAAUUUGAAAGGUCCCAAAGUGAAAGGAAAUGUUGAUGUGUCUGCUCCAAAGAUUGAAGGAGAUAUAAAACUACCUGAGGGUGAAAUUGAAGGGCCAGAUGUUGACAUUUCAAGCCCUGGGGGUGGAUUUAAAAUGCCCAAAAUUAAAAUGCCAACAAUGAAUAUUAAAGGUCCAAAAGUGGAGGGAGGUGACGUUGGCUACGAUCUUCCUAAAGCCGAUGUACACAUGAAAGCACCUGAUGUUGAUAUUGAAGGGCCUGAGGGUGGAUUUAAAAUACCCCACUUCAGUCUGCCAUCAUUUAAUUUUAAAGGUCCAAAAUUGGAGGGUCCUGAUGUUGAUUUCAAUCUUCCGAAAGCAGAUAUCCGCAUCAAAACACCAGAACUUGAUAUUAAAGGUCCAGAUACUGAGAUUGAAAUGUCAUCAAUGUCAGGGCCUGAGGUGGAUUUGAAUAUCAAAGGUGGUCAAAUGAAAGCUGAUAUGGAUGUUGAUGUGCCAAAACUUGAAGGAGACAUUCCAACUGCAAAGGUGGAUUUUGAAGGAACAGAUGUUGAUAUUCAAGGCCAGAAAACUGGAUUUAAAAUGCCUAAAUUUAAAAUGCCAAAGUUUGGCUUUAAAGGUCCCAAAGUCAAAAUGCCUGAUGUUGAUAUUGAUAAGCCCAAAGCAGACAUCGAUAUCAAAUUGCCUCAAGGUGAUAUCAAAGGACCAGAGGUUGAUAUUGAGGGUCCUAGUGGGAAAAUCAAAGGAUCAAAGUUCAAAAUGCCAUCUUUGCCAGGGCCAAACGCAAAGAUGCCUGAUGUGGAUUUGACUCUGACAGGUCCCAAAGGAAAAGUUGAAGGUGAUGUGUCUGUCCCAAAGCUUAAAGGACACAUAAAAUCACCAAAGAUGGAAGUUGAAGGUCCAGAUGUACAUAGUUCAGGGCUUGAAGGUGGAUUUAAAAUGCCAAAGUUUACCCUGCCUAAAUUUGGACUUAAAGGCCCAAAUGUUGAGUUUCCUGAUGUUAAUAUCACAGUUCCUAAACAUGACAUUGAUAUCAAAGGACCUGAUGUUGACAUUAAAUCCCCCGAUGUUGUCAUUAAAGCACCCGAGGGUGGAUUGAGUCUGCCUAAAAUCAAAGUACCAUCAGUUUCAGGGCCAAAAAUUACCAAGCCUGAGGUGGAUUUGAAUCUUAAAGGUCCACAUGUGAAAGGACAAAUUGAAAUGUCUGUAACAAAGAUUGAAGGAGACAUACAACCACCGGAGGUUGACAUUGAAGGGCCCGAUAUGAAUAUUUCAGGCCCAGCAGGUGGAUUUAAAAUGCCCAAAAUCCCAAUGCCAUCAAUUGGUUUUAAAGGCAUCAAAGGGGAAGGUCCUGAUGUCGGUAUCAAUCUUCCAAAAGCAGACAUUGAUUUCAAAGCACCUGAACUUGACAUUAAGAGUCCAAAAUUUGAGAUUGAAGGGCCAGAUGGUGGUUUGAAAAUGCCAGAUAUAAAACUGCCAACAGUUAGCAUUAAAGGUCCGAAAGUGGAGGGUCCUGAUGCUAACAUCAAAGUUUCCAAACCUGACAUUGAUAUCAAAGGGCCAGAUGUUGACAUUGAAGGGCCCGAGGGUGGAAUUAGUCUGCCCACAAUCAAAAUGCCAUCAAUUCCAGCACAAAACAUUAACCUGCCCAAAUUUGAUUUGAAUAUGAAAGGUCCCAAAGUGAAAGGAAAUGUUGAUGUGUCUACUCCAAAGAUUGAAGGAGAUAUCAAACUACCUGAGGGUGAAAUUGAAGGGCCAGACAUUGACAUUUCAAGCCCCGGGGGUGGAUUUAAAAUGCCCAAAAUAAAAAUGCCAACACUGAACAUUAAAGGUCCAAAAGUGGAGGGAGGUGACGUUGACUUCGAUCUUCCCAAAGCCGAUGUGCACAUGAAAGCGCCUGAUGUUGAUAUUGAAGGGCCUGAGGGUGGAUUUAAAAUGCCCCACUUCAGUCUGCCAAAAUUUGGCUUGAAAGGUCCCAAAGUCAAAAUGCCUGAUGUUGAUAUUGAUCGGCCCAAAGCAGACAUCGAUAUCAAACUGCCUCAAGGUGAUAUCACAGGACCAGAGCUUGCUGAUGUACACAUGAAAGCACCUGAUGUUGAUAUUGGAGUGCCUGAGGGUAGAUUUAAAAUGCCAAAAGUCAAAAUGCCAUCACUUAAUUUGAAAGGUCCAAACUUGGAGGGUCCUGAUGUUGAUUUCAAUCUUCCAAAACCAGGCACCCACAUCAAAUCACCAGAACUUCAUAUUAAAGGUCCAGAUACUGAGAUAGAAGGGCCUAAGGGUGGAUUUAGUCUCCCUAAAAUAAAAUUGCCAUCAAUUUCAGGGCCUGAAGUGGAUUUGAAUAUCAAAGGCGGUCAAAUGAAAGGUGAUGUGGAUGUUAAUGUACCCAAAAUUGAAGGAGACAUUCAACCUCCAAAGGUGGAUUUUGACGGACUAGAUAUUGAUAUUCAAGGCCAAAAAACUGGAUUUAAAAUGCCUAAUUUUAAAAUGCCAAAGUUUGGCUUUAAAGGUCACAAAAUAGAACGGCAUGAUAUUGAUGUUGAUCUUCCCAAACCAGACAUCGAUAUCAAACUGCCUGAAGGUGCAAUUGAAGUACCAGAGGUUGAUAUUGAGGGUCCUAGUGGGAAGAUCAAAGGACCAAAGUUCAAAAUGCCAUCCUUGCCAGGGCCAAAUGUGAAGAUGCCUGAUGUGGAUUUGAAUAUGACUGGUCCCAAAGGAAAAGCAGAAGUUGAUGUAUCUGUUCCAAACCUUAAAGGACACGUAAAAUCUCCAAAGAUGGAAAUUGAAGGCCCAGAUGUAGGUAGUUCAGGGCUUGAAGGUGGAUUUAAAAUGCCAAAGUUUACACUGCCUAAAUUUGGACUUAAAGGUCCAAAUGUCGAGUUUCCUGAUGUUAACGUCGCAGUUCCUAAACCUGAAAUUGAUGUGAAAGGAGCUAAUGUUGACAUUAAAGCACCUGAAGGUGGAUUGAGUCUGCCUAAAAUCAAAGUACCAUCAGUUUCAGGGCCAACAAUAGACAAGUCUGAGGUGGACUUGAAUCUAAAAGGUCCUCAUGUGAAAGGACAAAUGGAUGUGCCUGUUCCAAAGAUUGAAGGAGACAUACAACCAUUCGAGAUUGACAUGGAAGGGCCAGAUAUGAAUAUUUCAGGCCCUGCAGGUGGUUUUAAAAUGCCCAAAAUUACUAUGCCAUCAACUGGUUUUAAAGGCAUGAAAGGGGAAGGUCCUGAUGUUGGUAUCAAUCUUCCAAAAGCAGACAUUGAUUUCAAAGCACCUGAACUUGACAUUAAGAGUCCAAAAUUUGAGAUUGAAGGGACAGAUGGUGGUCUGAAAAUGCCAGACAUAAAACUGCCAACAGUUAACAUUAAAGGUCCAAAAGUGAAGGGUCCUGAUGCUAACAUCAAAGUUCCCAAACCUGACAUUGAUAUCAAAGGGCCAGAUGUUGACAUUGAAGGGCCCGAGGGUGGAAUUAGUCUGCCUACAAUCAAAAUGCCAUCAAUUCCAGCACCAAGCAUUACCAUGCCCAAAUUGAAUUUGAAUAUGAAAGGUCCCAAAGUGAAAGGAAAUGUUGAUGUGUCUGCUCCAAAGAUUGAAGGAGAUAUAAAACUACCUGAGGGUGAAAUUGCAGGGCCAGACAUUGACAUUUCAAGCUCCGGGGGUGGAUUUAAAAUGCCCACAAUUAAAAUGCCAACAAUGAAUAUUAAAGGUCCAAAAGUGGAGGGAGGUGAUGUUGACUUCAGUCUUCCCAAAGCUGAUGUCCACAUGAAAGCUCCUGAUGUUGACAUUGAAGGGCCUGAUGGUGGAUUUAAAUUGUCAAAAGUCAAAAUGCCAUCAUUUAAUUUGAAAGGUCCAAACGUGGAGGGUCCUGAUGUUGAUUUCAAUCUUCCAAAAGCAGGUGUCCACAUCAAAACACCAGAACUUGAUAUUAAAGGUCCAGACACUGAGAUUGAAGGGCCCAAGGGUGGAUUUAGUCUUCCUAAAAUCAAAAUGCCAUCAAUUUCAGGACCUGAGGUCGAUUUGAGUCUCAAAGGUUCCAAAGUGAAAGGAGACUUUGAGGUGUCUGUUCCAAAGAUAGAAGGAGACAUAAAAGCACCUGAAUGUGAAAUCACAGGUCCUAAACUGGAUCCACUAUCUAUAUCAGGGCCAGCAUUCUCAGUGUCAGAUGCAAACCUAAAGGGGCUUCAUGUCAAAGAGGAGCUUGACAUAUCCAUGCCCACGUUAGAAGGAGAUAUCAAAAGUCCAAGUGGCAAAAUCACAGGACCCUCUCUUACUUUGGUAGGUGUUCCUGAGGACCUUGAAAAAUCAGGUGUCACAUUUCCCAAAAUCAAAGGUCCUAAAUUUGGAAUUAAGACUCCAGAAGCUGGUCUUAAAGGUAGAGGUGAGAUGUCCAUUGGAGUCAAAGGUUCCAAAGCAGAAGCUAGUCUCCCGGAUACUACAGCUGGUAUUGAUGCCCAUGAUAUAAAUUUAAAGGGAAAGAAAGGUAAAUUUAAACUACCUAAAGCCAAAGGAAAGACAGCAAAACCUGAUGUUGUUAUAAAAUCACCUGCAGUAGACGUGGCUCUAGAUGACCCUAAUAUUCAUGCAAAAGGAACUAAGGAAAAGAAAACUGUUUUUGGAAAGUUACAUUUUCCUGAUGUAGAAAUUGAUAUCAAAUCACCCAAACUAAAAGGUGAUGGCUUUUUCUCAGAUGCAUUAAAAUCUGACACAGAUUUUCCAUCAGCUAGCCUCAACACUGCCAUUGAGGGUUCCGCUACUGACAGUGCAAAUGUUACCAUCGAACAGCCAGAUGUGAAAUUUACAACAUCCAAAAUCAAAAUGCCAGAUGUAAAGGUGUCUGCUCCUGAUAUUGAUUUAAAUGUAAGUGGACAAGGAGAAACACUCGUGACUACUAAUGUACAAACAAAAAACGUAAAAGGUAGUGUGGGCAUGGGCAAAAGUGGUUCAGGGGGUCGUGCAUCUCAUGGCUUUCAAUACCCAGAGGGCACAGUAACAUUUCCCAAACUCAAAAUACCAAAAUUUGGUAUUAUUUCAGAUCAUGACGUUGGAGGAGAUGUUGGAUCAGAACCUGCAAUUAGCGGAGACAUAAAUAUUCAAGCUCCAUCUGCUAGUUUCGCUGUCCCUUCACAAAACAUCAAUGUUCCCAGUAUGGAGCUAAAGAAGAGUGAAGUAAAAGUAAAAGUGAAAAAAACUAAAUUAUUUGGGAAAUCAAAAGUCAAGGGCAGUAGUACAGGUGAUCUUCAUGGACCAGAGUUAGGAGGAAGUAAAGAUGUGAGUGUACAUGCUGGAGAAUUUAGGAGUGAAAAGUUAGAAACAGAGGGACAUUCUGGAUUGAGUGUGUCAUCUAAAGGCAAAUCAGCCUCGCUUGACCUUUUCAAAAAAUCACGGCAUCGGUCGUCCUCUUUGAGCGAUGAGGGAGGGCUGGCUGCUGCUGUCUCUCCAGGUCACUUAGAAGCAGAGGGUGGUGACAUUUCUUUAGAUCUAGGAGGAGCAAAGGCCAAAGGAAAGAAAGGCAAGUUGAAGUUUGGCACGUUUGGAGGUUUUGGUUCAAAGUCAAAGGGCUCAUAUGAAGUGACAUUUGGUGAGAGUAGUGGAGCAGCUAUCGAAGGCAGUGCAGGUGCAUCGCUAGCAUCGAAAAAAUCAAGAUUGUCUUCCUCUUCCAGCAGUGACAGUGGGUCCAGAGGUGGUUUUAGAUUCCCAAAACUUGAGCUUUCUGUGUCACCAAAAAAAUAAAGAAUUAUGAGGCAAGUUAAACUCUGUCAUGUACACCAAACACAGACCAUUAUGCUAACAUAUUAAAUCAGUCACUGGUCAACUCUUUAACAACUAAGAAGCAGUAGAUGCGCUUCUGAUUGUAGUUUACUGAAAGCAAAAUUCUCAACUAAUUACACAGGUGUACAUGAGAUUGUUUAAAACCCCAUCAAAGUGUAAAUAAGAUUAAUUUGUAUUGUAUUGGUAAAUAUUUUGUACAUAGUCCAGAUUUAUUGAAAAUAUACCAUGCCAUGAAAUUUUUCACAAAUAGUUUCUCAAGCAUUUGUUUUUUUUUCUUUCUUAUUUGAUUGUUACCUAUAUGGGCGUUAUUGAAGAAUAGGUGUGAUAUAUUUGUAUCUAGGGGUAUGUUGCACAGAAAAGAGUUACAGUAACUGUUUUGAAGGAGAAUGUUGUUCAUAAAGACAGACACAAAUGCUUAUUUUUCAUGUAUGAAAUGAUUUUAAGGUUUGCUAUUAUAUAAUCAGUGCAUAUUUACACACACAACAUAGAGCUGGCCCUGUAUACAAUCUUUUCAAGUGUGAUGGCAAUGUAUAGAUCUUAAUUGCAAAGACAAUCAAUGUGUUUAGAUACUAUUAAUGCUUAUUAAAGUGCUGCAAGUACUUUGUCAUUCAGUUAAAGUUCAUUCUUUCAAUUUAUAUUGUAUUUUAUUUACAGUAAUUAUGCAUUUGCUUCCUUUGUUUUUAAUCAUGUUUUGACUCCUGAGUUCGGUUCUUACCAUUUUUUUUUGGUGUUUCUUUUGCCUUUGACUUCACCCUUUGUUAAAAAAAAACAUUUUCUCAUUUUCUGGUCAAGAUUAAAAAUGGCAUGAUUUUAUUUGAAAAAUGUCAUAAAUAUACAAGAUCUUGCUAAACCGAUUGAAUUAGUUGCCAAUAAAUUCAUUGUUUAAAGAGUUGCAUUGUUUUGAUGGCUAUGAAGCAUCAAUGGGCCUAUUUUGUGUUUCAAUCAUGCAAAAUAAAUAAAACAAACUGUUAAACUGUUA